Dunckerocampus dactyliophorus (ringed pipefish) is the source of this 1545-nucleotide messenger RNA. RefSeq names its product serine/threonine-protein kinase H1-like. Gene Ontology annotation, molecular function: protein kinase activity; ATP binding. The record is from RefSeq and is a predicted model, not a curated record. Lineage: Eukaryota; Metazoa; Chordata; Actinopteri; Syngnathiformes; Syngnathidae. The coding region runs from base 1 to 1545 and encodes 514 amino acids. Gene Ontology annotation, biological process: protein phosphorylation. The transcript is spliced from 6 exons.
AUGGGUUGCGGGAGCGGCAAGGCGCUGCCCAAGGGCUACGUGAGCAUCGUGCAGUCGCUGGUGGCCUUCAGCAGAGCGCCGCGUGACCGCCCUGGCGGGGACGAGGACCCGAAGAAGACGGUGGAGAAGGGCCACUGGUUUUCCGCAAAAGGAAAGAAGCUGCCAUCAGAGCGGCGGCAGCCGGUGAACUCUGAGACAUACAAAGAUACGUUUGACGCACGCCUCACAGCCAGAUACGACAUCAAGGCCCUGAUUGGGCGCGGCAGCUUCAGCCGGGUGGUGCGGGCCGAGCACAGGGCCAGCCGCCGCCCAUUCGCCAUAAAGCUGAUGGAGGUGGAGGCCCCCCAGGCGCGAGAGGUGUGCGCGGCCGAGCUGGCGGUGCUGCGGCGGGUCAACCACGACAACGUGAUCCGGCUGGUCGAGGUCUUCCAGGGGCAGCGACGGGUCUACAUGGUGCUGGAGUUGGCCACCGGUGGUGAGCUGUUGGACCGCGUGGUCAGCAGAGGGCACUACACUGAGCAGGACGCCACCCGGGCCCUGCAGAUGGUACUUGCUGGGGUGGGCUACCUCCAUUCUCUGGGUAUCACUCACAGAGACCUGAAGCCUGAGAAUGUUCUUUACUACCACCCGGGCGCAGACUCCCGCCUGUUGGUGACUGACUUUGGAUUGGCUACUUUUAGCGGGUCCGAGGCGCCAUGUGGUACCGGGGGAAGCAGCACCUGGUCCUUAAGAACCACAUGUGGAACCCCAGAGUACAUGGCCCCGGAAGUUGUGCUGAGGAGACCCUAUUCCUGCGCGGUGGACAUGUGGGCUUUGGGGGUGAUCGCCUACAUCGUGCUGAGCGGGUCCAUGCCCUUUGAGGACGACUCCCGCAGUCGACUCUACCGGUCCAUUCUCAGAGGGAAAUGCAGCUUCCAUGGAGAGCCUUGGCCGUCUGUGUCCAAGCUUGCCAAGGAUUUCAUCCGAGGUUUGCUGGAACCGGAUCCGGCCCGUCGCCCGACCGCCGACCAAGCCCUCCGUCACUCUUGGGUGGUCACCAUGGCCUCCAGCUCCUCCAUGAAGAACCUCCACAGAUCCAUUUCCCAGAACCUGCGGCAGCGGGCGUCUCGGAACUCCUCGCGGUGCCAGAGCAGGACCACAAACGGGUCGGCCCGAGUGGGUGUGAAGUGGGCCGAGCGGCAGAUGAGUCUUGUUUUUGGAGUCUCAGCGGGAUUGUGCUUCGUGGUCUCACCUGUCUGGAUCAAGCAAAAUAUCCCAUUAUCUCAGGCUCUGCUCCAGGCUCCUGGCUCCUGCAGCGCUAAUAUUUGCUGUUGGAAGGAAGGAAGGAAGGAAGGAGGGGAGCUCACUCCUCUGCAUAGCUUGAAUGCUUUCUUCAUCGAGGAUGCCGAGAAAGUUCAGCGUCUCAUUAAUCUUCCUGUCUUUGAGGCGGGCUGCCAGGCUGCCCCUGAAUCUCAACUCCUGGAUGAAUGUGUUCACGCUUGGAGGAGUUUGGUGUGGAAGAACCUGGACGAACUGUGCCGAAAGUCUCCCCAGAAGCUGUUUUAG